Marmota flaviventris (yellow-bellied marmot) is the source of this 1440-nucleotide messenger RNA. Its product is annotated as olfactory receptor 1J2. Lineage: Eukaryota; Metazoa; Chordata; Mammalia; Rodentia; Sciuridae. Gene Ontology annotation, biological process: G protein-coupled receptor signaling pathway. Gene Ontology annotation, molecular function: G protein-coupled receptor activity; olfactory receptor activity. The record is from RefSeq and is a predicted model, not a curated record. Gene Ontology annotation, cellular component: membrane.
AUGAGGAGGGACAAUCAGAGCAGUGUGUCCGAGUUCUUCCUCCUGGGGCUCCCCAUCCAGCCAGAGCAGCAAGGCACUUACUACGCCCUGUUCCUGGGCAUGUACCUGACCACGGUGCUGGGGAACCUGCUCAUCAUCCUGCUCAUCAGGCUGGGCUCUCGCCUGCACACCCCCAUGUACUUCUUCCUCAGCCACUUGGCCCUCACUGACAUCUCUUUCUCCUCAGUCACGGCCCCAAAGAUGCUCAUGAACAUGCUGACGCAGACUCAGUCCAUCUCCUAUGCUGGGUGCAUUUCCCAGGUAUAUUUUUUCUUAUUGUUUGGGGAUCUCGACAGCUUCCUUCUCACCUCAAUGGCCUAUGACAGGUAUGUGGCCAUCUGCCACCCCCUGCACUACACCAGAAUGAUGAAACAGAGCCUCUGUUUCCUGCUAGUUCUUGUGUCCUGGGUCUUAUCCGUUGCCAGUGCCCUUUUGCACACCCUCCUCCUAGCCCGUCUUAUGAGGACGGAGAACCAGAGCAGUGUGUCCGAGUUCCUCCUCCUGGGGCUCCCCAUCUGGCCAGAGCAGCGGAGCAUGGUCUUCACCCUGUUCCUGGGCAUGUACCUGACCACGGUGCUGGGGAACCUGCUCAUCAUCCUGCUCAUCAGGCUGGACUCUCGCCUGCACACCCCCAUGUACUUCUUCCUCAGCCACUUGGCCCUCACUGACAUCUCUUUCUCAUCUGUCACUGUCCCAAAGAUGCUGGUGAACAUGCAGACUAGUCACAAGUCUAUCCCUUUUGCAGGGUGCAUUUCCCAGAUGUAUUUUUUCAUAUUUUUUACUGACCUGGACAGCUUCCUUAUUACAUCAAUGGCAUAUGACCGAUAUGUUGCCAUAUGUCACCCUCUCCACUAUACCACCAUCAUGAGGGAGGAGCUGUGUACCUUGUUGGUGGCUGUAUCCUGGAUCCUGUCCUGUGCCAGCUCCCUGUCUCAUACCCUUCUCCUGAGCCGGCUGUCUUUCUGUGCUGCUAACACCAUCCCUCACUUCUUCUGUGACCUGGCUGCCCUGCUCAAGCUGGCCUGCUCAGACAUUUUCCUCAAUGAGUUGGUCAUGUUCACAGUCGGGGUGGUGGUCAUCACUCUGCCAUUUGUAUGUAUCCUGGUAUCGUAUGGCUACAUUGGAACCACUAUCCUGAGGGUCCCUUCAACCAAGGGAAUCUGCAAAGCUUUGUCCACAUGUGGCUCUCAUCUCUCUGUUGUGUGUCUGUAUUACGGAGCCAUAUUUGGACAGUACCUUUUCCCAACUUUCAGCAAUUUCCUUGACAAGGACAUCAUUGUGGCCAUCAUGUACACUGUGGUCACACCCAUGUUGAAUCCCUUUAUCUACAGCCUGAGGAACAGGGAUAUGAAAGCUGCCCUUGGGAAACUCUUCAGUAGAGCAACAUUUUUCUCACAGUGA